ACAAAUAUUACAGUUAUGUCCUAAUAGUGUAGGCGACGUCCUGUAUGUCGAACCGCACAAUGAUCUGGCAUUAGUACGGCUCAGGGAUCCUGAAUCGCCUGAAUAUAAUACGUCCGAAACAAUGGCGAUAACUGACAGUCUAGAUAGUAUCGAUUUUGGUGCACCAGUAGCUAUGUUAGGUCACGGCGGAAGAGUACGGUUUGCAUUGCAUCCGGGUAUGAUUAUUACACCCCAAGUAGACAACUAUUUGAUACCCAUUGCCUACUACUUAAGUGUUGUACCGUUCAAUAAAAAACUGCCGAUCGUAGCCCACAGUACCAUCUCAUUGCCCGGCAAUUCGGGCGGUCCUGUCAUCGAUAUCAAUGGCCAAGUAUGCGGUAUUUGUUGGGGAGGUAUUAUAAGACGUGGACAGAUAUCGUUUGCAAUCGGCUCACAAAUAUUGAAAAAGUUUAUGGCUAAUGCAUUGGCCUAUGAAAGUGAUGAUAGAAAACGCAACCGUCUCAGGAAACGGUAUGAAUGGAACAUUGGGUCCAAUAGACGACUAUUGGGUUUGAUUUUAUCUGAACAACCGUUUUCCGGUAGUUUUACUGUCCAGACAGCACUGGCCAAUGCUACAUAUAAAGCAAAACAUAUAAUCGGCACUAAUGUACUGAAAAUCGAUAGACAAGACUUCAAUACUAUCGAUAUUAUCCGAUCGGCUAUUGUUAAUGAAACGGUAAUAAACGUUUCGUUUAGGUAUCCGACUGAUGAUGAAGACAAUAGUCAAACGGGUAGAAAGUCGAGCACCCAAUCCAUUAGCAUCGAUACUAUACCAUCAACUGAUAAUCAGGGCAUUAGUAUUAUACCAUUAGUUAUUUGA
Molecule: messenger RNA, 859 nt
Organism: Oppia nitens
Lineage: Eukaryota; Metazoa; Arthropoda; Arachnida; Sarcoptiformes; Oppiidae
Exons: 3
Coding region: 122-859 (245 amino acids)
Source: RefSeq, a predicted model, not a curated record